Ricinus communis (castor bean) is the source of this 782-nucleotide messenger RNA. RefSeq lists its product as uncharacterized. The coding region runs from base 129 to 416 and encodes 95 amino acids. Lineage: Eukaryota; Viridiplantae; Streptophyta; Magnoliopsida; Malpighiales; Euphorbiaceae. The record is from RefSeq and is a predicted model, not a curated record. The transcript is spliced from 4 exons.
CACUUUCGGUACGGAAGGGCGUUUUCGUCUCACUAAAACUUUUAAAAACUUUUCGUUGAAAUAAAAUUCGCGCCAACUUCUCUAUCUUUUGUCUCUCUGUGCAGAAAACUUCAAAAGAAUCUGCAGCAAUGGCUACUCCACAAGGCGAUUCCGGUCCUCAGCCCCAUGGCUCUCCUGCAGAAACCGAGUCUCAGCUCUCUUCUCUCCUCUACGAUUUGUCACAGCAAGUCCAGAUGUCAAUGGGAAACAUGCUUAAGAUGAUAGCUGAAAUUGAUCAAAAUUCCGCUGGAAUAAUGGAGGAGAUUGCAAAAUGUAAAGAUUCUGCGGUGGAGAAGAAGAAAGCAUUGGAGGAAGAGAAGGAGAAGUUUCAGAAAUCUGCUUAUGCUGUAUUGGAUAUGCUUAACAACACAUGCUAAACCGAAUUUUACAGUGGCAGCGCUGUUUAUAUGAUAUUAUUGGAGUGCAGAGGAUAUAUUUACCAUCUGGGUUAUGAGAUCUUCGGAGACUCCUUUGACCAGAUAGGCGUUUUCAACAGUGUUGCGGAAAAGAUGCUGAGAAAUGCUAGAUCUUAUUGCCUUAGGUAGGUCCUCUAACACUUCUUCUUGCUGUAACUCUGCUGUCUUAAACUUGAGUUGCAUGUGUGCUAGCAUUUGCUCCUUCAACCCUUCUGGAAGCCUAUUCUUGCUUGCAUAUCUUAAUAUCUCAUUUAUGGCAUCCCUCUGUCAAACCAUAUGAUCCACACACAUCAAUAUUUACUAGCAGCACUUUCUACUUUUUGAUCU